AUGAGUAACAUAUUGGCAGUUUUUAAUCCUCCACCACAAAGGGAGCUAGAAAAGGAAGAGACUAUGGACUGUGUUCCCUGCCAGGUCAUGAGCACCAUGUUUUCUGUUGGAUUUGGUUCCUACUUGGCAUCUGGGAAGCCAUUCAAAUAUGGCAAGAAAGAUGCCAAGAAGGGCAUUUCGUUAGCGGAGUUUGAGAAGAGAAACCCACAAUGGUGGAAACUAACUUUACGUAGCUUUGGUGGGUUAUUGAUAGCCUUUGGGCUCGUCCGAGGUACCGAAGGUUGGUUGUGGCAUAAAAAUAAAGAAUAUAAGAAUUACAAGAAACUAGCUAACGGUGAAAGCACGAACUAG
Molecule: messenger RNA, 351 nt
Organism: Saccharomyces eubayanus
Lineage: Eukaryota; Fungi; Ascomycota; Saccharomycetes; Saccharomycetales; Saccharomycetaceae
Gene: DMO2
Product: Dmo2p
Exons: 1
Coding region: 1-351 (116 amino acids)
Source: RefSeq, a predicted model, not a curated record